Messenger RNA from Durusdinium trenchii, 1233 nucleotides. Lineage: Eukaryota; Dinophyceae; Suessiales; Symbiodiniaceae. The record is from the annotation of a GenBank genome assembly.
AUGUUCGAGACCUUGGAGCGCGCUCAUCGCCCCGCGCUCCUGGACUAUUGCCGUGCGAUAGGAGGCUACGCCACCAUGCGGCGAGCGCUCAGCAAGGCUGACACGGCAAGCCUCCAUCAGCGCAUUGUCAUUGGCAGAUUCUUCAGUCACGUGGGAGAGUUUGCCGCGGCCAAGGAGGCGCUGCUACAAGCCAAGCCGGAGGCAGCAGCCAGCGAAAACCCAGCAGAUUUGGGCCAGGUGUGUACCUUGAUUGCCGAGAAUGAGAUCCGCUACUGGGACUCCUUGCGGAACUGGGGCUCUCCUGGCGCCUUAAAGGACCUCAUGGAGUGCUCCAGAACUGCCGUGGACAUCUUCCGUCGUGAGCUGGAGCGGUGUGACCGCAUGAGCACGCGGGUGGAGUAUGCUCAGGCGUUGAGCAGAUGGGCCAACGGAUGCUUCAAGAUCUCGUGCGUCAUCAACAUGGUGAUGGCCUACAGCUUUUUGAGCAAAGCAGACGAAGCAAUCCAAGAGGUGGAGGAUCUCUUCAAGGGCUGUCCUCCUUCCAAAGUCCUGGGUCGAGCUGUUCUAGUUCGAGGUGUUUCCAAACUGGUACUUGGCCACAAUCGUCAGCGCUAUCGUCUUCCACAUCGAGACAUCCUGGUUGAGGCAGCCCACCUCCUGAUGAGGGCAGAAGAGAUUCUGGUGCACGCUGCUGGCGAGGUGAAUGAAGGAUCCAUCUACACGCAUGGGAACCUGAGCGAGUUGUACUUGCACGAUGUGGGCCAUGUACCUUUGGCGCUGCUGCACAACACCAAGAGUUGCCUCGUUGGAUUAAAGCUUUGGGGCCCGGAGCACCCUAACGUGGAGCGCAAGCUGCGGGAGUUUGCCGCCAUCCUGGGCGCGGUGGGCUUCGGAAGUCAUGUUGAUGCAGUUCUAGCUGGUGACCUUCAGGCCCUGGAAGAGAUGCUGCGCGUCUUCACCUCCCAGGAGCAGCUCUUGCAGAUCGAUCUGCGCGAGUGGGAGCGAGAAGAGGACGCUGCGGCCUUGGACUAUGCGUCCAGACGUUGGGCACCAGAGGCCCCGCACAUGGAUCCAGAAUUGGUCGAGGUGUGUGCGCAGAACCGCUUGGCCCGCACAGAGAAAAACCCGCUUUUGGCCGGUUGGACGCACUGCAACGUGACCCAAGAGUUCAGUGCAUCACCUUGCAAGGAUCCCCUCCUCAGCUUCAUGUUGUUAGGACAAAGUCGAAUCUGA